Solanum dulcamara is the source of this 3164-nucleotide messenger RNA. Its product is annotated as beta-D-xylosidase 1. Gene Ontology annotation, cellular component: plant-type cell wall. Lineage: Eukaryota; Viridiplantae; Streptophyta; Magnoliopsida; Solanales; Solanaceae. Bases 538 to 2868 code for a protein of 776 amino acids. Gene Ontology annotation, molecular function: alpha-L-arabinofuranosidase activity; xylan 1,4-beta-xylosidase activity. The transcript is spliced from 7 exons. The record is from RefSeq and is a predicted model, not a curated record. Gene Ontology annotation, biological process: xylan catabolic process; arabinan catabolic process.
AAUUUUUAAUAUUUGAGAGCAUGAGGUUGUAUGAAUAUUCCUUUUCAGAUUCAAAAAGGCAAGUGGGAAAAUAUUGUGAAGACUGUAUAUAUCACCGAUAUACCAUGUACUGGACGAUUUGUAUUGGUUAGACAACUGGUCUUUUGCACUGGAACUCGGCCGCGUACAUACAGACCUACAGACUUGGCAGAAUCUGUUAUGUACUAUUUGUCUGCUGUCGUUAUCAGUAAGAAGUCCUCAAAGGGACCAAGUCCUCUACAUGUUCCCUGAGUUUGUCAAAUCAUCAAAACCGACUUCAAGAGCAUUAUCAGAUUAGAUAGCUCAAAGAUUACCCACUAUAUCAUCUUUCGUUUCAUAUUCACACGCCAUUGUCACUAUCUUAAACGCAACCUCCUCUAUAUAUACCCUUCUAAUUCUCCUCAAUCGCUCCAAGCCAACAAAAUAUGUUAAGUCAGUAAUACCAAUAUUAUACAUUCUUACAAUUAUUAUUUUCAUUGCUAAUACAUACAUACAUACAUACAUACAUACAUAAUAAUUAUGAGUCAAAAAUAUUCUAGUAGUACUUGUUUUAUUCUUCGUUUUAUCCUUGUACUCCAUACGUUUGCUUAUUCCGGCGAUUCACGGCGGCCGUUUGCAUGCGACCCAGCAAAUGCAGGGACACGAAACCUGCGUUUCUGCAAAGCGUCGCUGCCAAUACACGUGCGUGUUCAGGACUUAAUAGGACGAUUAACAUUGCAGGAGAAGAUUAGAUUGCUGGUGAACAAUGCUGCACCAGUGGAAAGGCUUGGUGUUAAUGGCUAUGAGUGGUGGUCGGAGGCACUUCACGGCGUCUCCAACACCGGCCCUGGUGUUAAGUUUGGUGGCGCCUUCCCUGGCGCCACCAUCUUCCCUCAAGUCAUUACUACUGCGGCUUCCUUUAACGCCUCCUUGUGGGAACAAAUUGGCCGGGUGGUUUCUGACGAAGGAAGAGCCAUGUAUAAUGGAGGAGCAGCAGGACUAACAUUUUGGAGUCCAAAUGUAAAUAUAUUAAGAGAUCCAAGGUGGGGACGGAGCCAAGAAACACCAGGUGAGGACCCUCAUUUGGUUGCACAAUAUGCCGUUAGCUACGUAAAAGGACUACAAGGAGGAGGCGGUAGUGGCAAUACCCGCUUGAAGGUGGCCGCUUGCUGCAAGCAUUACACUGCUUAUGAUCUUGAUGAUUGGAAUGGCUAUGAUCGCUACCACUUCAAUGCUAAGGUAAGCAUGCAGGACUUAGAGGACACGUACAAUGUGCCAUUCAAGGCAUGUGUGGUUGAAGGUAAUGUAGCGAGUGUGAUGUGCUCUUACAACCAGAUCAACGGAAAGCCAUCGUGUGCUGACCCUACUCUCCUCCGUGACACAAUUCGUGCCCAAUGGCACCUUAACGGAUACAUCGUAUCAGAUUGUGAUUCUGUUGGAGUUCUAUUCGAUAUGCAACAUUACACCCGUUUCCCUGAAGAUGCUGCAGCGGACACUAUUAAAGCUGGGUUGGAUUUGGACUGUGGGCCUUUCCUAGCCAUCCACACAGAGCAGGCCGUACGUACAGGCAAAGUUUCAGAAUUGGAAAUCAACUAUGCUUUAGCCAAUACAAUUACGGUCCAGAUGCGUCUAGGAAUGUUCGAUGGGCCAAAUGGACCUUAUGCAAAUUUGGGGCCACGAGAUGUCUGCACUCCCGCCCAUCAACAGUUGGCCCUGCAAGCUGCUCGUGAAGGCAUAGUUCUUCUCAAAAAUAUUGGACGGGCUCUCCCACUGUCCCCUCAGAGACACCGGACUGUUGCUGUUAUUGGGCCCAAUUCAGAUGCUACACUUACCAUGAUUGGCAAUUAUGCUGGUGUUCCAUGUGGUUAUAUAUCUCCAUUACAAGGAAUAUCAAGAUAUGCAAGGACAGUUCACCAGCAGGGAUGCAUGGGAGUAACUUGUCCAGGGAAGCAACAAUUUGGAUUAGCGGAAGUGGCUGCGAGGCACGCGGACGCCACUGUGUUAGUAAUGGGGCUUGACCAAUCCAUCGAAGCAGAAGCUAGGGACAGAGUUAGCCUUCUUCUGCCAGGAUACCAACAGGAACUCAUUUCUAGGGUAGCUAUGGCUUCUAGAGGCCCCGUAGUGUUGGUUUUGAUGUCCGGCGGCCCCAUCGAUGUUACAUUCGCCAAAAAUGAUCCUCGUGUUUCGGCUAUUCUUUGGGCUGGCUACCCGGGCCAGGCUGGUGGAGCUGCCAUUGCUGAUGUUCUAUUUGGGACAGCCAACCCAGGGGGGAAGCUUCCAAUGACAUGGUAUCCACAAGAUUAUGUAGCUAAAGUGUCCAUGGCAAACAUGGACAUGAGAGCAAAUCCAACAAGAGGCUAUCCUGGUAGAACCUACAGAUUCUACAAAGGCCCCACGGUAUUCCCAUUUGGGGCUGGCUUUAGCUACACAAGAUUCAGCCAGCACUUAGUCUCCGUGCCAAGCACUGUUUCAGUGCCAACUCUUCAUUCUCAUCUUGUAACGAACAUCACAACAACAUUAAUGAAAAAGAAAGCAGUGAGAACAAUUCAUACCAAUUGUGAGUCACUUGAUUUAAACAUGCACAUUGAUGUGAAAAACAUGGGGGACAUGGAUGGAACACACACGGUCCUCAUUUUCUCAACCCCACCUGAUCACGCGGAGACAAAACAAUUAGUCGCAUUUGAGAAAGUUCAUGUCGUGGCUGGGUCUAAGCAGAAAGUCAAGAUCAACAUGAAUGCCUGCAAACACCUUAGUGUAGCCGAUGAAUACGGAGUUCGAAGAAUUUACAUGGGAGAACACAAAAUCCACGUUGGUGACGACCUCAAACAUUCUAUAACCUUCCAACCUUCAUUGGAGGAGAUCAAAGUCUAAGAAUACUUUUAAGGACUAAGUCAUAUCUAGUCAUGUUUUGGUUUCAUUUCUUGCAAUUAAUAGUUUUUACUUAUUUCCUUCCCCUCAGAAUUAAAGCCAACAACAAGUGUAAAAAGGCUCUGUUGAUUGGAAACGAGAGGGAAAGGUUAAGAAUAAUAUUAGAGAUUUGUGGGAUAUAAUUAAGAAAAAAAUUAUAGCAAGUGUAUUGAUUGGGUUCAACAUAAUCAAAUGUGACAUAGAAGAAGUUGUAAUCAUUUAAAAUUUAUUUGACUUAAAUUCAUAAAUAAUUCAUAUUA